Messenger RNA from Eimeria mitis, 570 nucleotides. RefSeq lists its product as uncharacterized. Lineage: Eukaryota; Apicomplexa; Conoidasida; Eucoccidiorida; Eimeriidae. The transcript is spliced from 4 exons. The coding region runs from base 1 to 570 and encodes 189 amino acids. The record is from RefSeq and is a predicted model, not a curated record.
AUGGGUUGGACCGUUCGCUCUCGGGUCAACGCCUUGGCGUAUAUUAUCGAUUUACCCUCGACGUGGAGAUGCCAUCACACUAUUAAUGUGGGAUUCUUAAAACAGUUGCGGGAAUCUCCGCGGUUUCCUCGCACUCUAGCGAGGAAACAGCAGCAGCGACCUCGCGAGCUUCCGCGCCUCGAGGAUACAGAGAUUCUCGAAGUGCGAAUUACCUCCCGCCGCGGCCAUCGGAAACGCGAAUAUUACGUAAAAUGGCCGGGCACACGCGACCCCGAGUGGGUUUCAGAGGAUCGCGUGCGCGGUCGGCGGCGACCCGGCGUAGCGGGACGGGUGAUUCCAACUACCAUGGCCAGCUUAUUCAGGCGGUGCCGAGGCACCAUGGCAGCCGCGAGACAGCCGCCGCAUCGCGACUCGCCGUUUGAGAACGGGCACCGGUGUGGAGAACAGCAGCAGCAGCAGCAGCAGCAGCGGCAGCAGCAGCAGCAACAGCAGCAAUCCAUCAAGUUCCACAUGACCAUCUGUGCACGAGGACGUACGCUUUUUGCUGAUGGGGGGGCAGAUGUAGCAUGA